GAUUUUUCAAUAUUUCGCCUUGCCGAGUAAAUUUAAAAAAAAAAAGUGAAUGCUCACCAUCUUUAUUAGCAAAAGCACCUCAAAGGAUAAAUGUAAAUAAUUUAUCAAAAAUUUUAAAUUUAAUAAAAAUCACAUUAAGAGACAUUCCUAGUAAAAACAUCACCUAAAAUAAUUAUACUUAUGCAUCCAUGCAUGUCUAUAUAAUAAACAAUAGUUUGAAAAAAUCCAAGAGAUAGUUACAUUUACCUAAUUACUGUUAUUAUUGAGGUUUAUCUUGCGACGAAACGUCAAUCAAUUCGUUUGGUUAACACCAAAAACUAGCAGUUAGACGGAAUAGGUAGGUUUACAAUGUUUGGCCGGCCUCGACCCCAUCCCAUCAGUUGGGACGCGACUCUAGCUGUGCCACCAGUACACUAUAGAGAGCCGUGCGCGCCGGCCCGCUUGCUCACUUCCCGGGAAACUCGAACUAGUGCGCUUACGUGAAUAACACGAAUGUAAUAAUUGCGUGAUAUAACAACGAAAUAAUCUUAGUGAAUAAUGCCGUUCAUGGUGCGAUAAUCAACUAAUUUCGAAACAACUUUAAGGCAGAGUCAAGGGCGCCGGUCAACGAUCAUGGCUCCUGCACAACAAGAUGUUACGAUGCGCGAAGAAUCAGUGCAACCGCUAAUAAAAAUAAGAGACUUAAAAAGUGAAUACAGUAGUGAAAAUGGUAUAGACUGUUUUGACAAUAAUAAUAUAGUGAUAAAAAAAAGGCCUAGUGAUGACAUAUUCAGUGAUAAAGAUUUCGACUUGAGCCAGUACGAGGCGAUGGAAUUCACGCCGCGGAUCAGGUGGCCAGACCUCAUUGUACAAUUAGCAUUACAUUCACUUUCAAUAUAUGGACUAUAUUUAGUUUUAACGUUUGAAGUGAAAUUUUUUACAAUAUUAUUUGUAUUAGCAACGGUUUACACGUCCGGGUUCGGCAUAACGGCGGGCGUGCACCGGCUGUGGUCGCACCGGGCGUACCGCGCGACACUGCCGCUGAGGAUAGUGCUCGCCAUCCUCUUCACAAUAACCGGACAGCGUGACAUCUAUACGUGGGCGCUGGACCAUCGAGUGCACCACAAGUACUCUGAGACGGUGGCCGACCCGCACGACGUGCGACGCGGGUUCUGGUUCGCCCACGUGGGCUGGCUGGUGCUGAGCCCACACCCCGCCGUCGAGAACCGCCGGGCGGCGCUCAAACUCACUUCCACGGACCUCAUGGCCGAUCCCGUAGUCAGGAUACAAAAACUACUGUUCAUUCCUUUGUUCGGGUUGCUGAACAUAAUUGUGCCAACGGCAGUGCCCUGGUACUGUUGGCAGGAAACCCUGCUGAACAGCCUCAUUCUCAGCUUCGUCACUCGAUUCACCAUUACCUUAAACAUCGCGUACUGCGUCAACAGCUUCGCACAUCUUUGGGGAAACAAGCCCUAUGAUAAGUUUAUUACGCCAGUGGAGAACGCAGUAGUGAGCUUGGCGGCGCUGGGUGAGGGCUGGCACAACUACCACCACGUGUUCCCGUGGGACUACCGCACCUCCGAACUGGGCAGGAUCAACAUCUCCACUAACUUUAUCGAUGCAUUCGCAAAGAUCGGCUGGGCAUAUGACCUCAAAGCUGCAAGUACGUCUAUGAUCAUCAAUAGAGUCAAAAAAACCGGAGAUGGCACAUUUGGAGAAACCGAAGAGCCUGAGCCUAGUCCUGCCGAACACAAACACUUGUAGAUCAUCUUACAGAAUUACUCAAACUCAUUUAUUGGUACCUAAGUACCUAAAUAAGUACAAAUUGUUAAUUUUAUGCUUAAUUAUUGUUUCUUCAAUGUCAAUAUAAAAUGCUUUCUUGUAUGGGCUUCCUUUAAUGUUCAGUUUUGUAAAUUAUAAACAAUGGUGUCGCUUCUGGCGUGAUUCUCUAAACUUAAAACUAAAUUUAACAUCAGUCUCUCCUUUUCAUUCUGUAUAGAGACUUCAGAAUUAAUUAAGUUUAGAUUUAGAGAAUCGUGCCAGAAUCGACACCGAUAUUUCGUUAUUUAUAAUAUAAAGGCCGUCUAUGAUGUAAUCCCUGCCCGCGCCGUUAGUGAGAUAUUGUGAAAGCAGUGUAGAGUAUCAUCCAUAUGCGAUCAUUUAUUUUAGAUCACACUUUAAAGGGCCACAACACUGACGUGCGAUGGACGUUUUGCAAAAAAAUACAUCACAAACAGAAUCGUGCCUAUAAAUACAGGUGCCGUACACAAGUAGCCUGACCAUUCUGUUUAUCUGAAGAAUAACGCUAAGUUUUCAAGUUUCAAAAUAAGCAACGAAUUAUAUUAUAUUUAACAUUACGAUCAUGAAUGAAUCACGACUUACUUAAUUUAUAGCAACAAGAAAUUAUUUUCUCGGCGAAGAAAAAUAAGUUGAUCAAUAGCGUAUCGAUCGUCACACCACAGUGUUGUUGCUAGGAACUUUAUUGUUACUUCAACACCUAUGACGAAAAUUGAGGAACAUCCACUACAAUAUAUAUUGACUUGGUCCUGUACAUUAGUUUAAGAAAUAUAUUGAUUAAAUGGGUAAAUAUUUUGAUCGAAUCAACCAAAGUAUAAUAGUAGUUGCAUAAUCCAUGUAUUUGCUUUUGUGGGUGUUGGAGAGUGAAUGAUUAAACCCCUGAUUCAAUUGUAUUGCCCUGUUAGCGGCGUCAGAAAUUAUUCUGUGUAUACCUCAUUGUGUAUUUAUGCUUGUACAUUGUUGUUCAUUUUUCUUUAGGAUUUUACUUUAGUGAUAUCAAACAUGCUGAUGUAAAACUUAAUUUUAAUUACUUCUUCGAUUAAUCUCUUAAUAUAUUGAAAUAUUGGUACGGUCAAGGAUUCGUUGAUGGUUACAAUUUGUCAUUGGCUUUUAAUGCUAAACAAUGAAACGGGUAAUUUUGGUAGCGGAAGUAAAUAUUAUUUUAUUAUAAAUUUAAGAGUAAAUAAUUGUAUUUCUACAUAAAUAACCAAAGCAUUUACCAUCUCUGCAUAGAAGAUAGGAUAAGAGCAACAUUUGAAUAAAAAUUAUAACUACAGGGGGAGAAAUGUACUGCUGUACCUGCAUACUUGUAAAUAGGUACUUUGAUUGAGUACCAUAUCAAGAAACUUAUAUUUCCCUGCAUGCAACUCAAACAUUUUUGUAUUAUACAUAAUUGCUUUCAUUUAAUAAGAUGGUACACACAGUAUCCUAAAAUAUGACUAACCAUCAUUUGAACAAUAGUUUAUUAAACAAAACCGUUGUCCCGAAUGCACCAGUGACUUGCUCCAUUAAUGGUACAGAUGAAACUGAUUAGCUUCGUUUGCACCAUUAAUGAAGCAAAUGAACCACAGAUACCUAUAGAUAGUGUUAUCUAAACCAUUGUGAUGUUACUUAUACUAUAAAACGUGGUUAUGAAACUAGGUAUUACUCUUUACAUGUUAUAAUUUUUAUUUUACAAUUUUAUCUCAAUAAUUGUAUAAUUUGAGUAAAUUUUCGUAAUAACAACGAGUGAAACUUAGGUUGUAUAUAAUCAAAGAUUUGAAGUUUAUUAGUUUAUUCGGCAUUAAUUAGUAUUUUCAACAUUACUUUUUAUGGCGAAGAAAGAAAGGGGGGAAAAGUAGUAUUUAUAUUAAUGGUGCAAACGAAACUAAUCAUUCAUGGUGCAAGUCAACGGUGCAUUCGGUACAACGGAAAGGAAACUUAUGAAAUUAUAUUUUGCUUGGACCCAUAAAGCCAUAACGAUAAUUUAUUUCCUGUGAAUUAACUAGGUGGUAAACUAAUACGACCAUUGAAAAUGGUGACGAUGAUAUAAUCAUUCCACUUUUUAAUACGAUUCGUUUGAGAGAGUUUUAAUCAAGAUAUUUUUUUAUGAGAGAGGUUUAUAUUACAUAACUUAACCUUAAACUAAACAUAUUUAAUAAAAUUUAUAUAAAGUACAAAAACUAAGCUGAAUAAUAUUUUUAUUAAUAUAAAGUAAUAUUCCGUUGGAUAAAUUGUUUUUUCUUUAAUUCUUAGUCUUAAUUUUUCAUUCUCAAAUCAUUGAGUAAUGGUUAUGUGCAACAUUGUUAAAAAUAAACAUGAUUGUAAAUUGAAUAUAACUCUUCUUUUUGUCUGUAAACAUAAAUACAUUUUAUCCGGGAUUGAAAAAAGGUCUUUAGAAUAAUGUUAAACCACUUGGUUUAACAUUAUUGGCGCCAAUAACUUUAUUGGCGUUAGUGAGUUUUUCAUGACAGCUAGCGGAAAGAAAAAAGUGUAAUAAGCGUAUUCAUUAUAAUAUUAUAUUAAAUUAUGUUUUAUUUUACACUUAUGGCCGCACUAAGAAACGUAGACUAAGUUUUAAGUGUGAUGAAAGUUGUGCUGUCUCUUUGUUUGCGAUUCAAUAAGAAGGAAACAGCAUGUGAUUCCAAUGACAAAAAAUUUUGUUGACGUCUCUGAAUACGACCUUUAUUGUACAAAAAAUUGUAAAAGUUUAUAAUUUUCUAAUAAGUAACGAAAAUACAAUUGCUUUAAAUUUAAUUUAAAGUUCCAGAGUAUAACUUUAAACGAGCUUUUCCAUUAAACUAAUUAAUUACUACAAAUAGCCUCACUUGAUGCUAAGAGAGGAGCUAUUCUUUAUUUAAUAAAAAAGAAAAACAGAAAUAAGCACAAAACCACCAAAAGGUAGUGAAUAUGAUUGUGGUAUUUUGUAAGGCAAGGUUAUUUGCCCAGAUGUGCGUUUUAAUUCGACCGGUUAAUCUAUUCCCUACCCCUAUAAUACUCGCUUUGUAACUCAUGAAGCUUUCGUCAGUGAACCAGUACCUUUAGCACGAACCAAUAUCGAUAUCGUAACGUUUGCGAGUAUGAAAUGUCAUUCAUUGUCAAAUGUGUAUGAUUUUUAGUUCUCGAUAAGUCGGUUAUGGCGCUGCUGUUCAAGUUUCUAUACAAAAUUUGACAAUGACAUAUCG
Chilo suppressalis (striped riceborer) is the source of this 4940-nucleotide messenger RNA. The record is from the annotation of a GenBank genome assembly. Lineage: Eukaryota; Metazoa; Arthropoda; Insecta; Lepidoptera; Crambidae.